CCCAGUGGGGCCUGACUAAUUCUAAUUGGAUUCAUAUAAAAACUGACUAAUUGAAUAAGAGCCAGCCUCAAUGGAUAGUUGGAGCAAGAUGCGCAAGGAGGUCAUCCGAAGCUGCUGUGCCGUGGCCUUGAUUCUGGUGGCUCUCAUGCCCUUGACUGGAGCGUGGCGCUCUUUCAAGGUCAUCCUCACGAGCAUUGACUUCGAGGCCAACGACAAGUUCGUGGACCUCAAGGUGGAUCUGCAAAACGAUUCGGGCGAGUCAAAUCUGAGCAUCGACAUAAAGACGCACCAGGACAUAGAGGACGUUCAGCUGGUGGUAGACUUCGGUCUGGAGACGGACAAGGGCAACUACUCCACCCUGAUAAACCGAACGCUCAACUUCUGCAAGCUGAUGAAACAGCGCAACUCGGAUCCGUUGGUGCGCGCGAUCUACGAGGACCUUCUCAAGCACGGCACCCUCUUCAAGGAGUGCCCCAUCCGGAGCGGCACCUACAGCCUGACGAACUACAAUGUGGACGAGGAGAUGCUGCCCAGCUUCCUGCCGGAGGCCAAGUUCCGCUUCGGCAUGAUGAUUUCGACGAGCAAGGGCGGCAUGAUCGUACGGUCGACCAUCUUCGGCCGCAUCGACAAGUCCAAGGGCUUCGACAACCUUAAGCGGUUCAGUCUCGGCUAAGAUACAUAUACCCCUGCAUGUUCCUCAUGGUAUCUCCGGCUCGGAGGAGAUCCAAUAAAGUUUUGAUGCGCGUCCAACACUGCCUCGUUUUGGUAUUCAAACUGCCUUUUGUCGCACCAUUGACGUCGUCAUUGUCGCCUCGUCUUGUCCUCCCACCACCCACCGCCGCCAGCAAUCCUCCUUAGCCGCUUGUCAC
This is a messenger RNA of Drosophila simulans, 869 nucleotides long. RefSeq lists its product as uncharacterized. The record is from RefSeq and is a predicted model, not a curated record. The transcript is spliced from 2 exons. The coding region runs from base 71 to 673 and encodes 200 amino acids. Lineage: Eukaryota; Metazoa; Arthropoda; Insecta; Diptera; Drosophilidae.